CGGGUAUAAACCGCUUAUAAACGUACAAGAAAAAGUGAAGUUAUAUGUGGGAAUAUAUUAGUGACGCACUCACAAGUUGAAGUACUCACUUACUCAAGUAUGAACGGCCGUGCAACAGUGCGCCGCGCAUGGUAAUUAUUAUAUGGUAGAAUGCGCGCAUGCGUGCCGUGCCCGCGACGUGAAUGAGCAGACGAAUUGAUUGGUGGGGGAAGAGAGAGGAAGAAACGCAAUGGCACACGGUAAUGCGAUAGAUUCGAUAUUGCGAUAACGGGUAGUAGAGUGGCGCAGCAGACUCGUCGUGCGCAUGACCGCACCGGUAAGUAGACGCGACGAAACGACCAUCUCGUCUGCUCUUGUGUUGAUUAUUUUUUAUGGACUUUCAAUAAGCAUAAUAUUAUAAUAUUUUAAAAGACAAUGAUAUAACGUACGAUAGUCCCGAUCUCAUGAGAGAAUUCGUAAUCUCGAGGUUAACUUUCGUCCGAGCAUACCUAAAAAAUGUCAAAUUCUCGAGAGGCCGAGGUACAAAAUCUGAAGGAACUAGGAAAUGCCUGUGUUAAGGAACAGAAAUAUGAAGAGGCUAUGUUUCAUUAUACUCAUGCUAUCAAAUUAGAUCCACAAAAUUAUUCUCUCUACAGCAAUCGUUCCUUUGUCUUUUUAAAGAUGCAACAAUAUCACUUUGCGAUGGAAGACGCUCUGAUGACUAUACAAUUGAAACCUGACUGGACGAAAGGUUAUUUUAGGAAAGCCGAAGUAGAAUCGCAAACUUUCCGUUUUAGCGAAGCUCUGCAAUCAUAUAACAAAGCAUUGUCGUUGCAACCAAACGAGCCUGGAAUUUUGAAAGCAAUUAAUAAAGCAUCUGGAAUGCUGAUGAAGGAUAGAAGAGCCGAUCAGCAAAUCCCAUGGCUCGGCGCUGGAGUCGGUAUCAUUCUUGGUGUAAUAGUCGUUAUAGCAGAUUAUGUAUUUACAAACAAGCCCACAUUGACGCACCCAUUAUUAAUGGCCUUACUGACGAUUUCGAUCGCAAUGCUAGGAUUCUGUAUUGCAAAAGGAUUUCGUUAUUUCGUAAAAUGUCAAAGGAAAUCAUUACUAGAACCACCGAUAGAUCUUUAUCCCGAAAGCAACAAGGACGAGUUUGAGAAUGUCGAAGCCGAUAAGGAAAGUGAAAAAGAAAGACAUCCAAAAUAUAGUAAAGCUUUAGCUAGACAAAGGUUCAAAAAAGGAAAAUCGUAGUGUGUUUUUCGUUAAAAAAUCUUCUUUUCUUGUUGCAUUUUUAUAUAUUAAUCGGAGAUUUAUCGUAUCUACUUAUGCAUUGCAUUUGAUUUAUUUAUCAACUCUAUCUUCAAAAUGAGAUAUUCUUUCUCUCUCUCUCACACACACACACACACACACACACACGUGCAUUUGGAUUCAUUAUUAUCCAUAAUAAGUGAAAACACAGAUAGAUUUUUAUAAACCAUUAAAGGAAUUAAAAACAAUAUAAUCUCAGUUAGGUUUUAUGAUAAUGGAAUUUUUAUAUACACUCUCGGAAACAUAAAUAUUGAAUAUUUAUCCCAAUUAAAUAUAAUACAACGAGUCUUUUUUUUCAUCAAAGCCGUUGAAUUAUAUAUUGGUAGAGAUAUACCGAUUAUUACGUUUUUACUUACAUAUAUAAUAUCCCUUUCAUAUAUCUCAACUCUGUAAUAGUGCUCGCUUAUAUACACGACUAUUUACAUCUGGCCGAAUUUAGCCCCGACCUCGAUAAAAUAUAUUAUACGAAGAAAGAUCAUACAUACGUCCAGUACGAUUAUUUCUUAUCGACGUUAUAUCAUAUUAGCAAGGCUAGAAUUAGAAUUGUAUCAACUGUUGCAGCAUCAUUGUGCGUAACAUUGAUGCAAGAACAAAAUGAUAAAAUACGUGAAAUUAAUCGAAAUGUUUCAAUUCCUCGAGUAUAUUCAGAGAAUUUUUUACAAGAAAAUUAUCUUAUAAAAAAAGAAAAAGAAAGAUAAUGAAAUAAUAUGUCUAUACGAUAAAUUUAUACUUUUAAACGUUUGUUUAAGUAAUCUUUCGAGAUCGAAACAAAUCACGGGAGAUCAAUUAUUUUUACUUUUUACAAUGAAAACGCUAGCAGUUUGAACGGCCAAUUUACCUGACUCCUCGCGCGUACUUUUCAUUAUACAUAUAAUGAUUAAUAUAAUGCAACUUUUCGUCAAGAUUAUAAAGUUUGCACGAGAGGUCAUCUUAAAAGGUCUAACGUUUCUCCCUUUCUCUCUCUCUCUCUCUCUCUCUCGCGCGCGCGCGCGCGCGCGGCUUCCCCCCCCCCCCCCCCCCCCCUCUAUCCAUUAUUUAUAUACAGAUUCCGCUAUUAUAUGAUACACGCAUCGUAUUUAUGCAUCUUUUGCUAUAUAUUUCAAUUUUACGAUAUAAAUACGCGUUGGUAGAUAUUUAUUGAAACGAAUUGUAAAAGAUUUUGAAAUCAUUUUGAAUCUAUAUCAAAUCUCAGAAAUUUUGACAAUGAGAAAUAAAGUUUGAACAAAUAAUAAAAAUUUAUUUUAUUAAGGACGUUGGGCACUUUUUGCUCAUAGCGCAUGUGACAGAAAUGCGAAGUUAAAAUUUGGAGUCAUUCGCCAUACGUUCUAUAAUCUAGAUAUAGAUUUCGCUAGAUCGCAGUAAUACCGAUCAAGUUAUAUGGAGGUUGCUUCUUCCUGGAGGAAGUUCAGUUUCCGCUUGGGAACUGACAGCAGGACAGUCGAAAACUUCAAUAAUCGCCAUUGAAUACGAACGUCUGCAUUUUCAGAAUUUCGAACAUUAUUAAAAGUAAACUAUUACAGAACUAUAAAUUUUGAAUGCAUUGAUCAUGGCUAUAUGUAAAUGUCUAUUUAUAAAUUUGUCGUUAGUUUAUCGUAUAUGUAAUAUCGUAUGGUGCUGUGAUUACCGGCCAAAUUGAAAUUACUUUUUGCGUUAAAAAUUACGUUAUGUUGAUAUACGUCAAACUUCUUGAACCAUCAAUGGAAUAUUUUUAUUUGUCUCUUAACAUAUUUUCAUUUUCUUCAUUUUAUUUAUUCGUAAACGUAUAUGUAAUUACAAGGUUUUCGUACCAUUUUUUAAUCUUUAAUAAAUAUAUCUUAAACUGGCGGUGAGCUAUGACGGUUGUAUGGACAGUUGGUAUCUCUUGAGCUAUACAUAUAGGCAUCGUUCUUUUCUACUUGAUAAAUUCAUUACGAACAAAUUUCUUAUUAUUUUCAACUGUACAAAACUUUGCAUUCGUUAUUGAAGUAAUUAUUUUGAAUGUUGCGAACUUGUCUCUCUCUCUCUCUCUCUCUCUCUCUCUCUCUCUCUCUCUCUCUCUCUCUCUCUCUAUCUAUCUAUCUAUCUAUCUAUCUAUCUCGUAAACACUAUAAAAUUAAUAAAUAUUUAAGUAGUAAUAUAUAUUGCAUAUGGCGAAUCCACAAGCAGCGCAGGACACACAUCUUUUUAUUCUACUGAUUACUAAUAAUAUCCUGAAUUUGAACAUUACAUUUAAUAAUACGCUAUACACUUUUAUUCAAUAUUUCUUAGAACAACGAUCGAUAAGACAAAUUAUAAAUUGUCCUUGUUGUUGUUUGUCUUUGAUAGCUACAAAAAAUUUACAACUCUAUUAAUAAAAAUAUAGACAACUUAAACAGA
Molecule: messenger RNA, 3642 nt
Organism: Vespa mandarinia (Asian giant hornet)
Lineage: Eukaryota; Metazoa; Arthropoda; Insecta; Hymenoptera; Vespidae
Molecular function (GO): Hsp90 protein binding
Source: RefSeq, a predicted model, not a curated record